GGGAGAAGGUUGUGGUCUACAAAUUUUAGUAGUGAGGGGUGUUAGGCAAGUUCUUAGUGGCUAUGCGGAAGGUGCGAAGAGGUUUGUCCAAAAGGUAAUGCAAGAGCUACAAGUUGACGUGUUGCAAGUAAAAGAGGAUUGUGUAGCGAGUAGAUUGUCUAAAUGGUAA
This is a messenger RNA of Dovyalis caffra, 169 nucleotides long. The record is from the annotation of a GenBank genome assembly. Lineage: Eukaryota; Viridiplantae; Streptophyta; Magnoliopsida; Malpighiales; Salicaceae.